AUGUUCCUCCUCAUAUCGGCCUGGGUUGCGGUGAUCCUGUUCGCGGACUGCAACGAGGCCUUCCAGAGCUACUCGAGCACGCUGCUCAACCUGUUCAUCCUGCUGACGACGUCGAACUACCCAGACGUUCAGACGCCUCUGGUGAACGACUAUUGGCUGGCCUUUCUCUUCUUCUUCGGCUUCCUGGUCACUGGCCUCUUUCUCCUCAUGAACCUCAUCUUCUCGGCCAUCUACGCGCAGUACCUCACCAUCUUCCGGGCCAGCUUGGCCCGGGACCAUCGCCGCCGCGAGGACACCGUGAUGCACGCCUUCGCCCUGCUCGCUGUGCCGCCGACCGCACAGGCACCCGCUGAGGUCUCGCAGCGGUCCGUGUCCUGGGAGGCCGCCCCCGAGGCUGAGGACGGGUUCGUGACCGAGGAGGUGUGGUGCGACUUCUUCUGCGCCUGGGCCCGCCUGUCCCGAGCGCUCGUCCGGGAGCAGUGCCCGCGCGUCCGCGGGAGGGCCAUCUUCCAGAGCGUCCAGUCGGAGUCCCACACGCCCGAGGGCCUGGACAGCGGCGAGUUCUGCGCGCUGGUGCUGACGCUGAGCGACUCCGACGUGGUCACCCGCACGCAGCAGAACGUCCAGCCGCUGGCGGGCCCCAAGCGCGCGGCCGCGGCCCGGCUGCUGCGACGGCCCCUGGUGCAGCACACCAUCUCGGCACUUCUCCUGCUCAACCUGGCCGCGCUCGCGGUCGACACCAGCCGCGUGGUCCAGCAGGGCGUGCCGCCGCGGACCGCGUUCUCGCUCCGGGAGAGGCUUACCAGGCCCAGCCUCUUGAUCAACCCGUGCUUCACGGUCCUGUGGGACGGCGAGCUCUCCGCGCGCGUGUGGGCCUUGGGCGGCCUGAAGUACUGCUGGCGCGGCGGGGGCGGGACGCUGCUGCUCCGGGCCGAGCUGGUGAUCCUGGCCACAACCACCGCGGCGGAGUUCGUGGCGUUCGCGGCGCCGGCGUCGGGCAUGCUCUGGAAGGCGUGCACGCUCCUGCGAGUGGCGCGCGCCCUCCGGUUCUGGGGCAGGCAGAAGUCGUUCCAGAUGUUCGCGCAGAGCGUGGUGAGGAUUCUGCCCGCGGCCUCGAUGGUGCUCAACGCCAUGAUCGCAGUGCACCUCUUCUACGCGGAGAUUGGCCUGCAGCUGUUCGGGGGUGUCCUGCGAGAGUCGAAUGGGGCGCUCGACGGCACGGUAUGGCAGAAGAGCAGCUACUGGUCGAACAACUUCAACUCGCUGGCCUCGUCCGUUAUGGUCCUGUUCGAGCAGCUCGUGGUGAACAACUGGUUCGUCGUGAUGGACGCGGAGGCGGCCGUCGGGGGGAUGUGGUCGCGAGCGUACUUCAUCUCGCACUACAUCAUCGGCGUCCUGGCGGUGGCCAACGUCUUCGUCGCCUUCGUCGUCGAGGCUUGGCGCCAGCAGAUGACCCAGCUGUCCGAGGGCCCCUCCGCGGGCACGGCCGCCCAGGGCCGUCUGCGGGCGAACACCAGCGGCGACCUCUCGGGCGGGGGCUCGCAGCGGUGCCGCUUCCAGUCCGAAGCGGAGUGGAUGCGGCCGCAGGCCACGCUGGUGCGGGAGAUGUUCGCCACCGACAUCCAGCAGAUCCUCGCCGAGAACGUGGCGACGAACUCGCCGCGGCUGGCUGCCGCGCGGCUGCGGCCGGGAGACUACAUCCAGCGCACGGGCAACCUGGAGGCGGCCCUGAGAGCAAACUCACCGACGCGGGCCACCUCGUGGAGGUCUUAGUGAGCUCUUAGCGCGCGCGCGGCCACGCAGCGGCCCUGAGGCCAAGCUCACCGACACCGGCCACCUAGUUGAGGUCUCGGUGAGGUAUUCGGACCGUGAUGGGCCCGCGCGCGAGCGGCCAGACAGCGUCUCUGAGUGCAAGGUCGCCGACGUCAGCCGCCUCGUGG
Molecule: messenger RNA, 1940 nt
Organism: Prorocentrum cordatum
Lineage: Eukaryota; Dinophyceae; Prorocentrales; Prorocentraceae
Source: the annotation of a GenBank genome assembly